Molecule: messenger RNA, 2313 nt
Organism: Epinephelus fuscoguttatus (brown-marbled grouper)
Lineage: Eukaryota; Metazoa; Chordata; Actinopteri; Perciformes; Serranidae
Product: bifunctional endo-1,4-beta-xylanase XylA-like
Exons: 5
Coding region: 1-1722 (573 amino acids)
Source: RefSeq, a predicted model, not a curated record
AUGAGCAGCGUCCUGCAGAGUCGCCACCUUGUGCCGGUGACAGCGACGUCCAAGACCAACUGGCCCGAGAGAGAGACCAACUGGCCCGUGAGAGAGACCAACUGGUUGAAGAGAGAGACCAACUGGCCCGAGAGAAAGACCAACUGGUUGAAGAGAGAGACCAACUGGUUCGAGAAAAAGAACAGCUGGUACGAGAGAAAGACCAACUGGUUCGAGAGAAAGACCAACUGGUCCGAGAGAAGAAACAACUGGUUGAAGAGAGAGACCAACUGGUUCGAGAGAAAAAACAACUGGUUCAAGAGAAAAAACAACUGGUUCAAGAGAGAGACCAACUGGUUCGAAAGAAAAAACAGCUGGUUCGAGAGAAAAAACAACUGGUUCGAGAGAGAGACCAACUGGUUCGAAAGAAAAAACAGCUGGUUCGAGAGAAAAAACAACUGGUUCGAGAGAGAGACCAACUGGUUCGAGAGAAAAAACAACUGGUUGAAGAGAGAGACCAACUGGUUGAAGAGAGAGACCAACUGGUUCGAGAGAAAGACCAACUGGUUGAAGAGAGAGACCAACUGGUUGAAGAGAGAGACCAACUGGUUCGAGAGAGAGACCAACUGGUUGAAGAGAGAGACCAACUGGUUCGAGAGAAAGACCAACUGGUUGAAGAGAGAAACCAACUGGUUCGAGAGAAAAAACAACUGGUUGAAGAGAGAGACCAACUGGUUCGAGAGAAAGACCAACUGGUUGAAGAGAGAGACCAACUGGUUCGAGAGAAAAAACAACUGGUUGAAGAGAGAGACCAACUGGUUGAAGAGAGAGACCAACUGGUUCGAGAGAAAGACCAACUGGUUGAAGAGAGAGACCAACUGGUUCGAGAGAAAAAACAACUGGUUGAAGAGAGAGACCAACUGGUUCGAGAGAAAGACCAACUGGUUGAAGAGAGAGACCAACUGGUUCGAGAGAAAGACCAACUGGUUCGAGAGAAAGACCAACUGGUUGAAGAGAGAGACCAACUGGUUCGAGAGAAAGACCAACUGGUUGAAGAGAGAGACCAACUGGUUCGAGAGAAAGACCAACUGGUUGAAGAGAGAGACCAACUGGUUCGAGAGAAAGACCAACUGGUUCGAGAGAAAGACCAACUGGUUGAAGAGAGAGACCAACUGGUUCGAGAGAAAGACCAACUGGUUGAAGAGAGAAACCAACUGGUUCGAGGGAAAAAACAACUGGUUGAAGAGAGAGACCAACUGGUUCGAGAGAAAAAACAACUGGUUGAAGAGAGAAACCAACUGGUUCGAGAGAAAAAACAACUGGUUGAAGAGAGAGACCAACUGGUUCGAGAGAAAGACCAACUGGUUGAAGAGAGAGACCAACUGGUUGAAGAGAGAGACCAACUGGUUGAAGAGAGAGACCAACUGGUUCGAGAGAAAGACCAACUGGUUGAAGAGAGAGACCAACUGGUUCGAGAGAAAAAACAGCUGGUUGAAGAGAGAGACCAACUGGUUCGAGAGAAAAAACAGCUGGUUGAAGAGAGAGACCAACUGGUUCGAGAGAAAGACCAACUGGUUGAAGAGAGAGACCAACUGGUUGAAGAGAGAGACCAAUUGGUUGAAGAGAGAGACCAACUGGUUCGAGAGAAAAAACAACUGGUUGAAGAGAGAGACCAACUGGUUCGAGAGAAAGACCAACUGGUUGAAGAGAGAGACCAACUGCGUCAGGUUAAAGACCAGCUGACAAAGGAGAAUGAAGAGCUACAGGCCGAUAAUAGCCGCCUGACUGUAGAACAAAGGGUGUUAAAUGAGAAGGUCACUGAACUACAAAAGAAGAUAGAGGAUCUUGUGUGGGAGCGAAAUACCCCAAGAUGUCCCCAGUGAUGGAAAACAUACAUGUCCACAUGUUAUCAGCAUUCCUCUGUGAGAAACACCUGGGAGUACGCCAAUCAAAACUGUGCAAGCCAAGGAUCUCAUCUGGUGAUCUUCAAUGAUGAAGCAGAGGAGAGGACUGUGCGUAGUUUUGGACCAGCUGCCAAAGUGUGGAUGGGUAUGAGUGGUUACAAAGAUCCAAGCACCAACUCAUGGACGUGGACAUGGGUGGAUGGAGGCGCACUGUCUUUUGUAAACUGGAAUUAUCAGGACAACGUUGAUUGGAGGUGUCAGGCUCGGGCUUGUGCAUAUGUUGACCAAGGCUCGGUGUCCUUGAGGACCUGGUCCCUGGGGAUAUGUGAAGAACAGCACUACUGGGUGUGUGAGAAGAAGCUGCACACCUGAGCUGCUGGCCUGAAUAAGACUCGCACAACAAACCCAUCUGUCUCUGUCUCUUGUCUCU